GAUUGCCUGAGGAAGACGCUCCUUGAUUUGAUGCUGCUACACCAAAGAAGUGAAGCUGCACGCGAGGCCUGCCACUACACGCAGAAGCUGGCUGCAUUGAAGCAACAGCCCCAGUUGACUCCAAAGGCUCAGCUUCGCGUGCAAAGAAACGAACAAAAGCUCUCCAAGGCUCUCGCCAACUUUUAUGAAAAGGAAAAAGUAUGUUUAUCUGUCUCUGCCGACUUUGCUUUUUCUCUGUCUCCUUUUGCAUUUCCUCUCUGCCGUUCUUUAGAACAAAUUAAAGUAAUUCAUUUUACUAAACCAAUUAAUAAAGACCUAUGCAUAAGCCAAGGGGAUGUUGCACCUCCUUUUUCUUUUUCUGCUUCCUCUUAUGAAGCAGCAGCAGCAGCAGCAGCAGAAGCAGCAGACGCAGCAGCAGCAGCAGCAGCACAACCAUACGGAGGGGCCCCAGUCUGGCAUUUGGCUCGGAGCGAUAGUGAUUUCAGCAGCGACACUGCAGCAGCAGCAGCAGCAGCAGAAACAGCAGCAGCAGCAGACGCAGCAGCAGCAGACGCAACAGCAGCAGCAGCAGACGCAACAGCAGCAGCAGCAGCAACAGGCUCCCCUAGGGCCUUUGGGGGGCCCCCAGAUUCUAAUGAGGGGCCCCUGCUGGUGCCCUUGGAGUCGCUGCCCCCAACAGCGCAGCUGCUGCCGCAGCAGCAGCUGCUGCAGCAGCAGCAGCAACUGCAGCAGCAUCAGUUGCUACUGCAGCAAGCACGACGGCAGCAAGGGUCCCCAACAAGAACUUUCGUUCGGGCUUGCUCUUCUCCUGAGAUGCAGCAGCUGCAGCAGCUGCAGCAGCAACUGCAGCAACAGCAGCAGCGCCUACAGCAACAGCAGCAGCAGCUGCAGCAGCAGCAACAACAGCAGCAGCAGCAGCAGCAGAUGCUGCAGCAGAUGGGCAGCAGGAAGACCGUUGAUUUGUCUCCUUCUACUUCGCGUUUAAGCCGAGCUGCAUCUCGCUUGAUCUCAGCCAUUAAAAGCAAGAUGCCGCAGCAGCAGCAGCAGCAGCAACAGCAACAGCAGCAGCAGCAGCAGCAGCAGGGCAGCAGCUUACGCAGCCGUUCUCUCUCCCUGCUGCACCGCAAACCCUCAGAUGAUUCAAUAAUCUUUUCUUCUGAAUCUCGCUGCAGCAAAUACGGAGGGGCCCCUCAAUCCGAUGCUUCAGGGGCCCCCAGCCCUUUCUUCUCUAAACCUUCGCUUCAUCAAACCCAAUAUAAUAACACCCCACAAGGAGGGGCCCCUACAAAGUCCCUUUCAGGGGGGCCCCCAGGGGCCCCCAUGGGGGCCCUUUUAGGGGGCCCCCAAGGGGGCCCCUCAGGGUCUCCUAUGGGGGCCCUUUCAGGGGGGGGCCCCUCAGGGUCUCCUAGGGGGGCCCCUAAGGGGGCCCUUUCAGGGGGGGGCCCCUCAGGGUCUCCCACGGGGGCCCCUAUGGGGGCCCUUUCAGGGGGCCCCCAAGGGGGCCCCUCAGGGUCCCCUAAAGGGGCCCUUUUACGGAGUCUUUCGGGGGCCCCUUUAAUGGGUACCUCAGAGCCCCCUCAAGGGGGCCCCUCCGGGGCCCCUUUAAAAGGCCCUGUGGGGGCCCCUCCAGGGGGCCCCUUGGGGGCCCCUGUAAAGGGCUCCGUGGGGACCCCUCAAGGGGGCCCCUUUGGGGCCCCUCUAAAGGGCCCCGUGGGGGCCCCUCCAGGGGGCCCCUUGGGGGGCCCUGUAAAGGGCUCCGUGGGGGCCCCUCUAGGGGACCCUUUUGGGGCCCCUCUAGGGGGCCCCGUGGGGGCCCCCAUGAGGUUUUCUAAUUCAGUGGGGGGGGCCCCUAUAGGGUCCUUUUCAGGGGGCCCCUCGGGGGCCCCCAUGAGGACCCUUUCGGGGGGCCCCACGGGGGCCCCCACAAGUACGUUUUUAGGGGGAGGGGCCCCCAUGAAGACCCUUUCGGGGGGCCCCUUGGGGCCCCCCUUGAGAAGUCUUUCAGGGAGCCCCUCUCCGAGAAACAUAGCAGCAACAGCAGCUGCAGCAGGAGCAGCAGCAGCAGCAGCAGAUUCAAUUGAGGAGAGGCAGUGGAGUAAAGGGAAUACCCACGAGAAGCCCGCUGGCAGCCAGUCAGCAGCAGCAGCAGCAGCAGCAGCAGCAGCAGCAGGACAGGGGAGACAUCCUUCUUUCUGCUUUUCGGAGCCUCUGCAGCAGCAGCAGCAGCAGCAGCAGCAGCAGAGGGAUAUGAAGGGGGGCCCUCGUUUCUCUUCUGCUGGCAGCAGCAAACGCUGGGGGCCCCCUACCCGCAAUGAUAGACCCUUAGAGGCCCCCCACCCUAAAGACAUCUGGGGGCCCCCCAAAAUGUAG
Messenger RNA from Eimeria acervulina, 2370 nucleotides. RefSeq lists its product as hypothetical. The transcript has 6 exons. Gene Ontology annotation, cellular component: membrane. NCBI's taxonomy places the organism in Eukaryota, Apicomplexa, Conoidasida, Eucoccidiorida, Eimeriidae. The annotation marks the transcript as partial. The record is from RefSeq and is a predicted model, not a curated record.